AUGGCUCCAGGAGGAAAAUCGGCUGGUAAAGCGAUGAAGAAAUCAUCCGGAAAAGCUCAAAAGAACAUUGCCAAGUCCGACAAGAAACGCAAGCCCAAGAGGAAAGAAUCCCGAAAAAGGCCGUGUGCGAAAAAGAAAAAAUCGAUCGUCAAUAAAGUCAAAGCCGCCGGAACACCGAAGAAAAAGAAGAUCGCAGCCGCCAAGAAACCCACGGCGGGUGAACCAGCAGCCAAAAAAGCGAAAAAGGCCGCUGCAACCAAACCCAAGGCAACUACGCCGAAAAAAGCUGCUCCGGUUAAAGCGAAAAAGGCGGCUGCCGUCAAAAAACCCAAAGCGAAGAAAACUCCGAUCAAGAAAUCCGCUGCACCCAAAAAAAAGUAA
Acyrthosiphon pisum (pea aphid) is the source of this 381-nucleotide messenger RNA. Its product is annotated as histone H1B-like. The transcript is spliced from 2 exons. Gene Ontology annotation, molecular function: DNA binding; structural constituent of chromatin. The coding region runs from base 1 to 381 and encodes 126 amino acids. Lineage: Eukaryota; Metazoa; Arthropoda; Insecta; Hemiptera; Aphididae. The record is from RefSeq and is a predicted model, not a curated record. Gene Ontology annotation, cellular component: nucleosome. Gene Ontology annotation, biological process: nucleosome assembly.